AACUAGAGGGCAAAGCGGCGUUCGAGACAAGGAUUUCGUUGAGAGAGAAGAGAAACCACACGACUCCAAUAGAGUUUAGUAAUAAGCAAGCAUGGCUGAUUUAAGCUUUCCAUAUUCCCAUGACGACGUAGAAGAAAUCACUGAUGGAUUCUGCGAAGAAAAUUACAUUGGAAAAUUCCAAUUUGGCAAAGUGUACUAUGGUAUAGCUUGGGAGGAUGAGGAUGAGGAUGAAAGAGUUGAGGUGGUAGUGAAGAUUUGGGAAGAUAAUUCAAUUUAUGAAGUCCGUCCUGGAGAUAACAGAAGCAGAUUAAGUGAUGAAGUUCAAUUGUUUCAGCACUUUGGUGAAGAUUCUCAUCCAAACCUGCCCAAGCUGUUUGGGUAUUUCCAGGAAGGAGAACGAUUUGGCUGUUUAUAUGAAGUCAAGCCCUUGGAUGCCCUAAACAACCUCAUUCCGAAAGAUAGUUUCAGCUGGCCGGAGAGAAUCAAGGUUGCUGUUGGAUUUGCUUCCAUCCUUGAUUUUAUGCAUUCUCACAAUCCGCCACAUUUGAUUCGCAAUAUAGAUGCAGCUCAUAUUAUAAUUGAUGUGGAUCACAAUCCACUACUAUUUGACUUUAGUAUGAUAUCUGGCGGGGUUCUUACUGAUAAAAAGGACAUUCUGAAUCAGUAUGUAUUUGGCUGCUAUGGUUAUAUUGAUCCAAGUUGCAUCAAGGGUGGAUGGACUGACAAAUGUGAUGUUUUUGCGUAUGGCGUUGUGCUUUUGGGGUUGAUAAGCAAAAGAGUGUACACAGAUGAAGACAGAACAGACCUUAGACCUUUUGUUUAUGAAUGGGCAAAUUCUGAAUAUGAAUCAGCAAAGAAGUCUUCACUUGUGCACAAAAGUUUGGAAUCUGGACCGUUUUUCCAUCCUGCAGAUGGAGUCAAAAUCACUAAACUAGCAUUGCAAUGUGUGGAUCAUAAUCCUCAUAAGCGCCCCACAAUAAGCCAAGUUCUUACAUCUUUGCUGGAAUUGAGCAUUGUUUGUCAUCAUGCUGACACUUUGGGCAUUAAUCAGACUGCUGGUGGUGAUGCUGAGAUGCAAAAGGAUGAACUUUCAGGAUCCUCCUCAGAUUCAAUUCACAAGGAAAGGAUUCUAGAUAAAAGGGAGAGGAUGACAACAUCAAUUGAUGAAAGUAUUCUAAACGAAGGGCAGAGGAUGCUGACUUCAAUCCAAAGAGGAAAAGAGUGUGCUGUGGUACAAGUUUAUUCUUACAAAGACCUAAGUCUAUUCACCAAUGGAUUUAGGGAAGAAAACUUCAUAGGAAAGUUCCACUUUGGCAAAGUGUAUGUCGGAGAGAUUGAAGGAAAAAUGGUGACAGUGAAAAUAUGGGACCCAGAGUCUGAAGUUUAUGAAGUUUCUUCCAUUGAAAAUGAAGGCAGGUUGAUGGAUGAACUUGUUCUACUUCAGCAUCCAGAACUGAUAUCCCAUCCAAAUCUUGUCAACUUGAUGGGAUACUGCUAUGAAGGACAAAAUCUCGGUGUUGUUUACAAUCUUGAGCCUCUUGAUACUCUUCAUAACCUCCUAUUAAAGGAUACUUUUACUUGGUCUGAAAGAAUCAGAGCUGCUCUUGAAUUUGCAUGCCUACUCAAAUUUUUACAUGCUGACACUCCACAUUCUCGUCAAUAUCUGGUUCGCAACAUAGCUGCCGCUCAUUUAAUUCUCGACCAGGAUCACAAUCUGAAGUUGUUUGAUUUUGGUAUGAUUUCUGGUGGUAUCUUUCCUGAUCGUACAAAGCGUAGAGAGUAUGUACGUGGGUGUAUUGGCUACAUUGAUUUUGAACUUUGGAGAGGUUCAUGGUCAGAAGCAUCUGAUGUCUUCUCGUUUGGCAUAGUACUCAUUGGUCUAGUAUCUAAAAGAGUUCGCACGGAAGAAGAGGAGGCAUCGGGAGAACCUUUUCUUGAUGAAUGGUUGAACUCUCAGUACGAUGAGAAAACUUCAGAAUUGGGAUUUGACAAGACCCAGUUUUCAAUUGUGCACGAGAGCCUAAAGGGAGAUCCGGGUUUUUGUUCAAAUGAUGGAGUUGCCAUUACGAAACUGGCAAUGCAGUGCGUAAAGGGUAAAUUUGAUAGGCCUACAAUGAAGCAAGUUGUUAAGCAACUCCUUAAUCUCAGUAUUGUUCGAAACAACAUGCAAGUGCCUAAGCGUCUAGCAAAUGCUACGUGAGUUGUAACUUCCUGUGUAACAAAAAGGAAAAAAGGCGGACACCCUGAGCUUUUUCUUGAGAAUCCCUAAUUAAAUUAGAUCUUAACAU
Messenger RNA from Rubroshorea leprosula, 2288 nucleotides. NCBI's taxonomy places the organism in Eukaryota, Viridiplantae, Streptophyta, Magnoliopsida, Malvales, Dipterocarpaceae. The record is from the annotation of a GenBank genome assembly.